ACUACGCAAUAAUUGUAAAGAACAUGAUGUUUUCCACAAAAUAUGUAGUCAAAGCUGCAAGGGUGGAGUUGCUGCUCGUUUUGUAGAUAGUAUAAAAGCGUUGGAAAUCGUAGCUCAGAUUAUCAAAUAUAGUUUACCAACCAAACUAUCAACAUGAAAUUCGCUGUAGCCGUAGUCUUGUUGGCUGUUGCCUUAGGAACUGAAGCAUCUGUAGUUGCGUGGGGUCCAUGGGGUCAUGGUGUCAGCGGAACCUGGGACGGACGUGCAUUGAGUUCAUCAUGGGAUCAUGGUGAUUGGUCUGGUCACGGCCCUUGGGAUGAUGGUCAAUGGCAUGAAGGUGCAUGGGGAGAUCACGGUGCCUGGGGUGGACAUGGUGCGUGGGGUGGUCCUGGUGCCUGGGUUGCUCCAGCUGCUGCUGCUGUUGUCCCAGCCGUUCAUGGUGCGUGGGGACAUGAAGGAAGUUAUGUAGCCAAAACUCGCGGUGCUGUUCAUGUUGCUCCAUUGGCUGGUCAUGCCAAUUCUGCUGCUUCCAUCAACGUUCACCCAGCUCCAGGAACAGUCUAAGUCAACAAUCAUGAAUAUGAUACUCAUGGGAACGUAACAACUGCUACAAAUCCUGCCAUUACAAAUACAAAUCUUAGAUUAAGAAACAAUGCAUUGUGAAAUAAAGAACAUUGAUGUAUUUA
This is a messenger RNA of Hermetia illucens (black soldier fly), 686 nucleotides long. Its product is annotated as adult cuticle protein 1-like. The transcript has 2 exons. Lineage: Eukaryota; Metazoa; Arthropoda; Insecta; Diptera; Stratiomyidae. The coding region runs from base 154 to 564 and encodes 136 amino acids. The record is from RefSeq and is a predicted model, not a curated record.